AUGUUGAACCAGAGUGCUGUGAUGAUCUUUACUGGGAUUUGUGGGGCGCUGGUGGUCAUGGCCAUGGCCUACUACGUCUACUGGACCGUAGUAUUGGCUGAAGGACCGUGUAAGCGCGGCUUAGCCUGUUUCAUCCUGCAGCUGCUGAUGGGCUUUGUGUUCGUGGUCAGUGGCCUCAUCAUAAACUUCAUCCAGCUCUGCACCUGCAUCCUGUGGCCGAUCAACAAGCAACUGUACCGCAGAAUCAACUGCAGGCUCUCCUACUCUUUAUGGAGCCAGCUGGUGAUGCUGCUUGAGUGGUGGUCGGGCACAGACUGCGUUCUAUACACCGACCAGGCCACGGUGGACAAGUUCGGCAAAGAGCACGUUAUCAUCAUCCUCAACCACAACUAUGAGAUCGACUUCCUCUGUGGCUGGACCAUGUGUGAAAGAUUUGGUGUCUUAGGGAGUUCAAAGGUGCUAGCCAAACAUGAGCUACUGAAGUUUUACAUUUAG
This is a messenger RNA of Sphaeramia orbicularis (orbiculate cardinalfish), 495 nucleotides long. RefSeq names its product 1-acyl-sn-glycerol-3-phosphate acyltransferase gamma-like. Gene Ontology annotation, molecular function: 1-acylglycerol-3-phosphate O-acyltransferase activity. The record is from RefSeq and is a predicted model, not a curated record. The coding region runs from base 1 to 495 and encodes 164 amino acids. NCBI's taxonomy places the organism in Eukaryota, Metazoa, Chordata, Actinopteri, Kurtiformes, Apogonidae. The transcript has 6 exons. Gene Ontology annotation, cellular component: endoplasmic reticulum; endomembrane system.